Talaromyces amestolkiae is the source of this 1446-nucleotide messenger RNA. RefSeq lists its product as uncharacterized. The transcript has 2 exons. Lineage: Eukaryota; Fungi; Ascomycota; Eurotiomycetes; Eurotiales; Trichocomaceae. The record is from RefSeq and is a predicted model, not a curated record. Gene Ontology annotation, molecular function: monooxygenase activity; iron ion binding; oxidoreductase activity, acting on paired donors, with incorporation or reduction of molecular oxygen. The coding region runs from base 1 to 1446 and encodes 481 amino acids.
AUGGCAAUUGCAACAACAGCCCUAACCUUCGUCCACCUCUGGGCAGAAGGCCUGCUCAUUCUCCUAUCGAGUGUAAUUGUGCUACGAUGCAUCUACCGUCUGUACUUUCACUCUCUGUCCAGAAUUCCAGGACCCAAGAUAGCGGCAUGCACUUCACUCUGGCUGGCCUACCACACCUACAUCGGAGAUGAAAGCAGCGUCAUCUUCGACCUACACAAGAAAUACGGCCCAGCUCUCCGCAUCGCACCUAACGACGUGGACUUUGACGACGGCGACGCUGUAGAGCCCAUCUACGUUGCCGGAGGUGGCUUCCCCAAGACACCACAGUACUCCAAAUUCGACAUUGACGGCCACACAACCAUCUUCUCAACAUUGACUUUACCAGAACGUGCACAGCGUGCAAAAGCCGUGGCACCACUAUUCUCAACAGCGUCAAUUCGCAAUGCCAGUGGCACUCUUGACAAGGUCGUGGAUGACUUUGUUAGUCGAGUACGUACCGAGAGUAAGACUGGCAAGCCCGUGAAUGUACUCAAUGCCGCAAGGGGGAUGGCAAUUGAUGCUAUUAGUGCGUACCUUUUCCAGCAGCAAUAUGGAGCAGUGACGGAGCAGACGUCGACAAUGUCCGCGUCGCCUUUUGUAGAUGCCUACGUCGGUGUGGGUGCCUUCUUCAACUUGCUCCCUGGUAAGAUUGGCGAUCUUGUCCAGAGUAUGGCCGACUACUGGUGUGCGGAUGCAAAGACAAACGCCGCUUUUAGGCUUAUCAAUAGCUUUACACAGAAUCUGGUAAAUACCUCUGUGCCCAAGAGUGGGAGCUAUCAGAGUCGGUUGUUGGAACAGGUGUCCCCUGAACAGUCACGCAUUGAGCUGAAGGAUGCCUGUUUUGCGGGUACGGAUUCGACAAGUACAAAUACCGCUAGCAUUAUGUGGUUUUUGGCAAAAUACCCUGAUGUUUACGACCGUCUAUGCGAGGAAGUCCAGCGAAGGACCUCUCAAAAUGAAGACCCAAGCACAGGAUCCUAUCUACGCGGCGUAGUUCGUGAAGGCCUCCGACUCUCCUGGGCAAAUCCCACUCGCCUACCCCGUCAAGUGCCCAAGGGCGGCUGGCACUUCAAAGGCCACUUCUACCCUGAAGGAACCAGCGUCGGCGUCGCAGCUACCCAACUCCACAAGGACGAAACAGUAUUCCCUGAAUCAGACAAAUUCAGACCAGAACGAUGGGAAAAUCCCACCGAGGCUAUGCUGACUCAUUUCUUUGCUUUUGGAAAGGGUACCAGGACGUGUAUAGCCAAAAAUCUGGCUACGGCUGAGCUUACUUUGGCAACGUUGAAGAUGGCUCAAACGGAUAUGCUCCGUGGUGCCGAGAUUGUCACAGAGCGUAUUGAGAUGACGGAGUGGUUUAAUUCGAGAAUCAAGGGGGAGGAAAUUUUGAUAAAGUUGAAGAAUUGA